GUGGUGGUGAGCGCGCGCUUGUGGGAAGGUGGUCCUGUCCGAAAAACACCGACCAGAAAACCACUGACGGGGGCAACUUUACAUGUUUAUGUCGCUUAAUAUUAUUUACAUUACUUUGACCUACUCGGAAACCCUUAAACUAGCGAAGGACGCGAUAUAUAAAGACACCUCUGAUCUGGAAGUAGUUUUUGUAGUAAAAAGUUGUGCAAGUCCGAGAUGAAAAUGGAGAGCCCAGCUGAGUGAGAGUGGGGUGAGGAGGCUGGGUUUGGCACAGAGUGGGAGUCCUGCCCUGCUGCUAACAGGCUAGUUAGCACACACAAACUAACUUCUUUCUUAUGGAUAAGUAAAAAGAGCUGCUCUCAGCCUCUCUCCAGACUGGUGUUCUCCAGAGGCCUCUUUCAUCUGCGGCUGCUGACUCUGCACCAUUUCCCUGUGGAUGGAGCUUUGUUGAUCUGAUAUUUUGGGAAGUCAUAAAACUCAAGGAUAAUUUAAAAUUUUAAAGGCAGCCUUACUCACUCAUAUUUCAAAUGUGCUGGAUGCCUCGGGCACUCUGCCUGGUUUCUGACACUAAUCAAUGCCUUUUUUGUGCAUGUCUAUGAACCUCCUAGUUCUAAUAUUUGCAAGCUGUCCCAAGUCUCAACUAUAUAGUCACUUGCGUUCCUUGUGUAACAAAUGAUACAUUUCUGAAUGCUUGCAUAAAGCGUAGCCCACGAGUUUGUAACAUUUGAGAGCUCACGCUAGCUAGAUUAUUAUUUCUAUGUCCCUUAUAUGGACUGUGAGCACAGCUUUGGAGGCGCAUGAUUGUGUAGGAUCAGCAGUUGAGGUGAUGAGGCAGGACUCCUGGAGCCCAGUGUGGCUGCACCGGCUGCGGCCCAACAUGAUGUGAUGUGAUGGGGUGCAGGAACAGUAAGGUCCUCCCUGAGCCUCCAGGGGAUGUUCAGUUGGACCUGGUCAAAAAGGUUGACCCUCUUCAGCCCCCACAGACAGAUAUCUAUAAGCACUUUAUACGAGGAGAUGAGAAGACUGCAGCUGCCAGUGGAGGGGAUAAGAUGGGUGCAGCCUCACCCCUCCAGGCCCAGGGUGCUGGUCCUACGGCCUCAGCUCAGGCUCCUAAAGAGCCCACCGAGCUGUCCGACCCACAGCGCAAGAAGGUUGCCAAGUACCGAGCCAAGUUUGACCCACGAGUCACAGCCAAGUAUGACAUCAAGGCUUUGAUAGGACGAGGAAGUUUUAGCCGUGUUGUUCGAGUAGAACAUAAAAGUACACGGCAGCCUUAUGCCAUAAAGAUUAUAGAGACCAGAUACCGGGAGGGAAGGGAGGUCUGUGAGUCGGAGCUGUGUGUUCUGCGGCGUGUUCGUCAUACGAACAUAAUACAGCUGAUGGAGGUGUUUGAGACCGCAGAGCGUGUGUACAUGGUGAUGGAGCUGGCCACUGGAGGAGAGCUGUUUGACCGUAUUAUUGCCAGAGGAUCUUUCACUGAACGGGACGCCACCCGGGUCCUACAGAUGGUUCUAGAUGGUGUCAAAUACUUGCACACUUUGGGAAUCACUCACAGAGACCUGAAACCAGAGAACCUCCUCUACUACCACCCAGGGGCCGACUCCAAAAUCAUCAUCACUGACUUUGGUUUGGCCAACAGCCGCAAGAAAGGGGAUGAGUGUCUGAUGAAGACAACGUGUGGUACACCGGAAUACAUCGCCCCGGAGAUCCUAGUGAGGAAGCCUUAUACCAACGCUGUGGACAUGUGGGCACUGGGGGUCAUAUCCUACAUCCUGCUGAGUGGAACCAUGCCGUUUGAGGAUGACAAUCGCAUGAGGCUCUAUAGGCAGAUCCUAAAAGGGAAAUACAGCUUCACAGGAGAGCCCUGGCCCAGUGUAUCAAACCUGGCCAAAGACUUUGUGGAGCGGAUUCUGACUGUUGACCCAGCCCAGCGCCUCACAGCGGGACAGGCACUGAAACACCCGUGGAUCGUUAGCAUGGCCGCCUCUUCGUCCAUGAAGAACCUGCAGCGCUGUAUCUCACAGAACCUGCUGAAGCGAGCCUCUUCUCGCUGCCACAGCACUAAGUCCUCCCACUCCACCCGCUCCAGCCGCUCCACCAAAUCCAACAAAGCCCGCCGCAUGAGAGAGAAGGAGCUCCGUGAGCUCAACCGCCGCUACCAGCAGCAGUACAACGGCUAGUACUGCAGAUACACCUGUACACGUGACCACUGAAUCAACUAUGUACAGUACAAACUGUGACUGUAAGUGUAUAAAGACUCAUCUCAUCCUCUGGUCCAUGCCCCUUUAAAGGGAUGGUAACUCUUUGUCCUUUCAUUUCUGUCUGUACAUAUUUAUUUAUUAUUGCUGAAGUGAUGAUUAGUCUUCAUUCAAACGGUCACUGGAUAAUGACCUUCACAAGGAUCUGUUGAACAGAGUUCUGGUUAGUGACAUUUCCACAGUUAAGGGAAUAAACCCUUGCUCCUCUACCAUUCCUAAGGAAAGUGCUGUGAAUUGUUUAUUGUUUAAAUGUAGUCAGAUUGCAACCUGCCCUGAAGAUUAAAAUAUCUGUUCUAACUAACAAUAGCUAAUGUAGUAUUCAACACAUGUGGUAUCUGGAUCUGUAUUUCUUUUUAAUGAUAAACUACAUUUUUGUUUAUGAAGUGGUCCAUGCCAUACUUGUGAGAUAUCAGUAUUUUGUAAUAUAGUUGUGUGUACUGUAAGAGUAGCACAACUUACAUUGGAAGUGAUUGAGUUUUGUGAUUCUUCACAUUGAUGGAUUGAGGAUAGUCACACUAGGCUGUAGUUUUAAUAGAAUGUGUCCAACAUAAUAUCAAUACCAGUAACAAUAUCAAUGCUUAAUAGUGAACUGUCUAAUGGAACCAAAGAAAAAAGUAAAGCAAAAUGCAGUAAAAGUAGCACUUAAAAAGUCAUAAUAAGUUCAUUAAGCUUUAAUUGGAAGAGUAUUCAAUAUUGAGAUAUUAUGACUUGUUACAAUUACAUACAUAAAGGACAAGCAAAUAGUCCAGUUUUAUAAGCCUGUCAGAGCAACUAUGGACCUGAGACAGGAACCAAGUUAGACAAUGGCCAGUUUGUCUGGCCACCUGCAACCCUUAAAAGAAAUAAAGAAACAGUACAUUUAAAAAUGCAUGAUUACAGAUAUGUAUUCAAACAUUAUUGCAAUUUCUGUUCUACUUCUACUUGUCCUAUCUACUGUAGAUCUAGGGCUGCACCACAUGACUGAAAGAGAACACAUAAUACAGAUGUUUUUCAUCUGAGAAAGCACUUCAUUAUAUUGAACGUUUUGAUGCCAUUGUGUAAUUUUCUUUGUUAUUCUGUGUAAGUCCUUUUGGAUGUCUUUUAGUUUAUAACUUGUUCUUUCUCAGACUAUAUGUGUUACUGAAACCAACCGAGCCAUGACAGCUGACCUCUCAACACAUUGUACUUGUGUCGGUAGAACUGUACUGCUUCUAGACGGGUGGUGUUUCACAUUUCUCAAAAUCAAAUUUGCCAAAAAAGAUGUCCACCUUUGUAAUGCAAUCUCCAUAAUUUCCUAAUUAAGUCUAUUUAAAAUGUUUUACUAAAAUGCAAUGAAAAACAUUUUUUUUUGUUUUUUUCCCACACUGUAACUGUAAGGCCAUACUUAACUAUUCUAAAAAACUGAUUUGAUCAUAUGCCCUGCCAAGUAAAUAUUACAAGCAAUAUCAAAUCAGCUGUGGAGCACAAUUUUGUUUUUGGUUUAUGUUAACUAUUUUGUUUUUGUAUGUUAUUUUUAUAUGAAUGAAGUCAUUUGAAAUGAAGUAGCAAACUUACCUGAAACUGUGUUUUUUCUGUCUGUCUAAAUAAAUUGUAACAUUCAAUUAUUUC
Molecule: messenger RNA, 3845 nt
Organism: Periophthalmus magnuspinnatus
Lineage: Eukaryota; Metazoa; Chordata; Actinopteri; Gobiiformes; Gobiidae
Gene: pskh1
Product: protein serine kinase H1
Exons: 4
Coding region: 891-2180 (429 amino acids)
Biological process (GO): protein phosphorylation
Molecular function (GO): ATP binding; protein kinase activity
Source: RefSeq, a predicted model, not a curated record